Molecule: messenger RNA, 993 nt
Organism: Carica papaya (papaya)
Lineage: Eukaryota; Viridiplantae; Streptophyta; Magnoliopsida; Brassicales; Caricaceae
Source: RefSeq, a predicted model, not a curated record
UCACCAUAAAAAAAUAAUAAUAAUUUCAGGAAGCAAAAAAAAAGGAGAGAGAAGAUGAAUAAAAUCAGAGGAAUUCUAGAGAUUUAGCGCGAAAAGGAAACCAGAAAGCACUUCUAAAUGGUUUCACUCACGCAGCCCCUGGUUUUCCACAACCGUUUUCUCCUCCACGCAGCCAGUUGGAAUUGGAAUCCUUGUCCUCGCGUCACGAAUCGAUUACCAUCGAGCUUACAGCAAGAGACCGCGAAGUCGGUGGAAUCACCAGAGGGGAAUGAUUUGAGCUCGGAACUUUACGCUUCGGCUCCGUUUCCUCCAAUUAGAGCGUCGAAGAGAGUGGUUCUGGUCAGGCAUGGACAGAGCACUUGGAACGCGGAGGGAAGGAUUCCAGGGAGCUCCGAUUUCUCGGUAUUGACUAAGAAAGGAGACGCUCACGCUGAGACUUCGCGACAGAUGCUCAUCGAUGACUCCUUCGAUGUCUGCUUCACGAGCCCCUUGAUUCGAUCAAGAAGAACAGCUGAAUUCAUAUGGAGUAAUCGCGAGAAUGAGAUGAUCACAGAUUCUGAUCUGCGAGAAAUUGACCUUUACUCAUUUCAAGGCCUCCUAAAGCAUGAGGGAAAAGCAAAGUUUGGUGCAACCUACCGUCAAUGGCAGGUAGAUGCUGUGAAUUUCAACAUUGAUGGUCAUUAUCCGGUGAGAGAAUUGUGGGAACGUGCUAGAAACUGCUGGUCUAGAAUACUUGCUCAUGAAGGCAGGUCUGUUCUUGUGGUCGCGCACAAUGCUGUGAAUCAGGCACUUGUAGCAACAGCUAUUGGAUUAGGAACAGAAUAUUUCAGGAUUUUACUUCAGAGCAAUUGUGGCGUAAGCGUCCUAGAUUUCAACCCACGAGCUGAGGGUGGGUCUCCAUACAUUUGUCUUAAUCGUCUGAAUCAGACACCAAAUUCUCCUGUUGCUACUGGAAGUUCUGGUGCAAGAAGCUGCAGAUUGCUUGGGUGCUGA